Molecule: messenger RNA, 1461 nt
Organism: Wyeomyia smithii (pitcher-plant mosquito)
Lineage: Eukaryota; Metazoa; Arthropoda; Insecta; Diptera; Culicidae
Product: RB-associated KRAB zinc finger protein-like
Exons: 3
Coding region: 149-1336 (395 amino acids)
Biological process (GO): regulation of transcription by RNA polymerase II
Cellular component (GO): nucleus
Molecular function (GO): RNA polymerase II cis-regulatory region sequence-specific DNA binding; zinc ion binding; DNA-binding transcription factor activity
Source: RefSeq, a predicted model, not a curated record
CAUACCUUAAUUAAAUUAUCUUUGGUUGAUCAUGAUUCAUUAAUCAGAUAAAGGCAUAAACAAAAGUUAUAUAUAGCAAAAUGAAAUAAAUCAAUAAAGUGAAUACAUACUGAACGAGAUCUUGUUUUAUAAAAACGAUUGCUUAGCGAUGUCGUCGGUGCCAGUAUAUAGUAUGCUGCCGGGAUGGUGCCGCCUCUGUUUGCAGCAAUAUCCGAAUAAAAAACUGGUGAACAUUUUCGGUCGAGAAUUGGAUUUUAAGCGACAAAUACUGGCUGCUGUUGGUGUUAAGACUUAUAGGUCAGAUCUUUCGACGCAAUUAUGCUUUAAUUGUAAAAAUAUGGUUAGCGUGAUUGUCAGUUUCCGACAGUUAUGCCAAGAAACGAAUAAACUUCUGACUAGGAAACCUAUUCUUGAAAGCAGUUGUUGGAAAGACGCAACAGAUGCUAUUACCUACAUUAGUGAAUCUAUUUAUAAAUAUCGUAAUGAUGUUCUUAAUAAGACCGGUUCUUUAGAGAACCCUCUCUCUGAUACCAAAAACCUCGAAAAUGUGCAGCUCCAAAUAAAGCAAGAGAUUAUUUACUUAGAGAAACAAGAAACUGAAAUGAAUGAAAUAUACGAAGAAGAGUCCAUACAAGAAGACUCUAAUCUGGCAUCAGAGAUCACUGAACCUACUGACUCGGGAGAUGAAUCAGAAGAAACCAAUUUAAAGAAAAAAAAAUCUGCCGGAAGUUCGCGCAAAACUACCAAACAAAAUGAAAAAGUCAUGUGCGAUACCUGUGGUCAAAUUAUUUCCCAAGUGUGCCUUGAAGGGCACCUCAAUCGGCACCUUGGAAUAAAACCAUUCGUCUGUGAGAUCGAAGGCUGUGGGCGCCGGCUGCACUCGAAAUAUAGCCUACAACAGCACCGUCAUCUGCACAAGUCAAUCAACCGGUUUUACGAUUGUCAGCACUGUGGCAAGCGAAUCAAAGGAACCAGCUCCUGGCUGCGGCAUAAGAAAAUGCAUACCGAAGAGCCAAAAUUCACCUGCGAAGUCUGCGGCAAAAAAUUCCGACGGGGAAGCAACCUGAAACUUCACUCCGUAGUGCAUACUGGUGUUGCACAGUUUCCAUGUGAAAUUUGUGGCAAACGGUUCACCGUGAAACACAAUCUCGGCGCCCACUACAGAACUCACAAGAAAAAUGGAACUUUUCCACUUGACGUAAGCAGUAUUGAUGAACUACGCCGUUUAAAACAGUAUCAAACUCAGUCUUCAGAAGUGUUGGAGCUAAAUCCGAUAGCACAGAUUGAUUUACCUGAUGACCAAUCUCUACCAGUUGAUUUAGAUAUUACAUAUUGAGUAUUAGAUCAAUGAGUUUGAUGUGAGACAAAGACAAAUUUGGGGUUUGUAAAAUUAAAUUUAUUUCGAACUGAUUAUAUAAAUUGGGGAACCUAACUCUGAUUAUCGAUUUUACUCUACUUAGG